Messenger RNA from Phascolarctos cinereus (koala), 349 nucleotides. The record is from the annotation of a RefSeq genome assembly. NCBI's taxonomy places the organism in Eukaryota, Metazoa, Chordata, Mammalia, Diprotodontia, Phascolarctidae.
AUAAUCAACCUCCUAAUCACUUUAAUCGUUAAUUUCAUAUUAUCCACCAUCAUCAUUCUAAUUGCUUUCUGACUCCCACAACUCUACCUAUACCUAGAAAAAUCUAGUCCAUACGAAUGCGGAUUUGAUCCACUAGGCUCAGCACGCCUACCAUUUUCACUAAAAUUUUUCUUAGUAGCAAUUACAUUUCUGCUAUUUGACCUAGAAAUUGCCCUACUACUAUCACUACCCUGAGCCCUACAACUUCCCCAUCCUAAUAUAACAUUAGUCCUAUCUUACUGCCUAAUCGUACUAUUAACAGCUGGACUGGCCUAUGAAUGAUCACAAAAAGGCCUAGAAUGAACUGAAU